AUGGCAGAGCCGAUCCCCGCCGACGAAACUCCAAACCAAAAGCAAGCCCGUCUCCGCCGUGAGCGCCGCAAUGCAAAAAUCCAAGCCGGAGGUAGCGCACGGCUGGCCGCCAUCACUUCUAUGAGCGGCCGUCCAGCUCCUGCACCAGAUGACGCCCCGGCCGCCUCUACAACUCCCUCCAAGUCCACACAAGUCCUCCAGCACAGUAUUUCGCACGAUGACGAUCCGGACGAAGUCGACAUUUCGCAGCACCACUACAUACCACGCACUACAUCACGCCCACUCACUCCUUCUGGCCGCUCCAGCCCGUUUACCGGUUCGGUGAAUGCACCUGGAGCUCAAGACGACCCUCAAAUGCGUAUGCUGCAGCAAAUGCUCGGCGGCUUCGACCCAAAUGCCGCUGGUGGCGCAGGUGCUGGAGGUGAUCCCCUCGCUGGUCUCCCACCGGGCAUGCAGCAGAUGAUGGCCGCUAUGACCGGUGGCACGGGCAUGGGAGGUCCACAGGAGACUGCGCCAGUACCGACGACAACUUAUGUAUGGCGAAUUGUACAUGCCGUGUUUGCACUAGGUCUUGCUGUGUACAUUGCAAGUCAGACGGCGUUCACGGGGGCGAAGAGUGCUAGACGAUCAGCACAGAAUGACGGCGGGUUUGGUCUAGAUGAUUUCGAGCUAGUGAAUGAUGUUGGGAAGAGAUUGUUCUGGCUGUUCGCCACGGCGGAGGUCGUGUUGCAGAGUAGUCGCUACUUCCUGGAAAGGGGUGCAUUGCCACAGAGUGGGAUUUUCGGGAUGCUGAGCAGUGUGUUGCCAGAGCCAUUCAGUGGAUAUGUGAGGGUCGUUGGACGUUACAGCGUAAUCUACACGACUGUCGUCGCGGAUGCCAUGGUGGUGGUAUUUGUACUGGGCUGCGUUGCAUGGUGGAGAGGAGGUAUAGCAUAG
Molecule: messenger RNA, 936 nt
Organism: Pseudovirgaria hyperparasitica
Lineage: Eukaryota; Fungi; Ascomycota; Dothideomycetes; Acrospermales; Acrospermaceae
Exons: 2
Coding region: 1-936 (311 amino acids)
Biological process (GO): retrograde vesicle-mediated transport, Golgi to endoplasmic reticulum
Source: RefSeq, a predicted model, not a curated record